Messenger RNA from Phalacrocorax carbo (great cormorant), 7206 nucleotides. The record is from RefSeq and is a predicted model, not a curated record. NCBI's taxonomy places the organism in Eukaryota, Metazoa, Chordata, Aves, Suliformes, Phalacrocoracidae.
GCACUUUGUACCCUGCGCUGGAAUAUAUUGACUCUUGUUGGGCCGGUCAGGAAAGCAGAUGUGAGCUGCUGUUAGAACAAACGCUCCCUUAGCGGACACAGAAGAGAUGCAGCUUGCGAUACCAGCAAACCACUCCUUUAUUUCAGUGGCUUAUUAUUCUGGCUGUGCGUGGAGAUCAGCUGUUCCCAGCCCUGCUACAUCUCGCAUAAACCCUCUUCCUGGGAACAAACAGCAUUUUUUUUUUUUUGCAGUUGUAUAUAAACACGGACUUACGUUUUGUCUUUAUAAAAAACAUGCAAAGCCAGAUGCAUCUGUAGCCGAACUAGUUAGAUUAAAGCUCUUUCAUGCUGCUGCUGGAAUUCUGCGAACUGUAGCUAAUUUGAACAUUACUGUGCAUGUGGUGUUUGGGUUCUUUUUUCUUUUUUUUUUUUUUUUCCCCAGCAACUGUCUUUUCAAAGUGCCUGCCUGUCCUGAAAUGAUGUCUCUCUGUGUUUGUCAAAUGAGCAGACACAGCUGGUGGACUUCUCCCCCUGGGUUAAAUAUUCUGAUGGAGAGAUCCUGAAGCUCUUGGCUCCUGUCUUCACAUAUUAAGGCAGCCUGGAAAAGUUCUUUGCCUUUCCAAGGCACAAAUCUGGAGUGUCCCUGGGCCUUCCUUCUCCUACAAGUUCUUCAAGGUAUCCCAAGAGGUCUCCUUACACGGCAAGUGAGAUAGUGCCAGGAAAGGAUGCCAUCAGGAGAAAGGUGCUGACGUGAUGCAGACUGUUCAUCGUGGGAAGGUAAGGCUGUUUGCAUUGAUCUAAGAAUGGCGAGUGAAAGGUCAUCAAGGGAUCUCUUGGGUUUACUUUGUUGUUUGGUUUUUAACUGGGUGAAUUAAAUGCUUAUGAAGAUGAAAGAGUAUGUGUUUCAAUAACCGUUAUUAGCAUCAGAUGUGUAGGACUAUGAGGACAAGGAUUAUCAAGGCUCUCUGGCAGAGCUCUACCAGGGCCCUGGUCUGUGGCACACCGUCUCCGCUCCCUGUUUUAUCACAAUCCAUCACGUUUCUGCUACCAGCCAGAGGCCCCGGCUGACCUGAGGUCCGCGCUCGCCAGGCGCUGUGCACACAGCGUGGGGAGCCCAACCGCAGCCACGAAACCACAGGUGAAACAGGCAGACAAAAGCAGGAAGCAAAAUGAAAAGGAGAUAAAGGGCUCAGGAUCGAACAGCGAGGUAAAAUAAAACCCAAACCAACCAAACAAAAAAAAAAGUACACACAAAAAAAAUCUAAACCAGCCAAGCAAAAACCUACCUGGGACCAAAGCCAGUGUCCUGAGCCAAGGUCCUGCGCAGCCCCCAACCCACAAAGCAGGAGCUCCCCAGUGGUUUGAAACCCCAGCCUGCAGUUGCGUUUCAGUGGGUUUUGUAAACCAGUUUACCACCAGUUUUAAAACGGAAACCGCAGUGUAAUACGAUUGCAAGGGCCAGCUGCAGUCUGUCACGGCCCCUUCUCCACCAGCAUCCGUAACGGUCGCCCCUUGCCCAGGCAGCUCUGAGCCCACCACAGGAGCUCCACGGUUUAAUGCGGGGUUGGGGAGGAGCUGCCAGCCCUGCCCAGCUCAUCUCCCCAGCCUGCCCCGGCUGUCCCGGGGGCCUCCCCUCCCCUUCCCCUGCCUCCCUACCCCCGUGAAAGUGAGCUUUCUGCAGCAGUUUGAGACCCUUCACGAGGUUUCUUUUCACCUCCUGGGCUGUAAGCAGGGAGCUCGCUGGAAACCUUCGCUCAGAGCUGCCCAGACUCUGUCAACAGUCUGGUAAAUAGUCAUAACUUACAAAUCCUAAGUGUCCAAAAAUGCCAGACUGCUAAUAGAGCCCCUGUUAAAAUCCAGUUUAAUGGGAUCCUUUAAAAUUUCUUAAGAGGUGAAUGCCUUCGUAAUGAACAUCUUAAUGUUAGAUUGGCCCUGCACUUGAGGUUUUUAUUUAUAUGCAAAUUGAAUCCUCCCACUGGAAAGCUAACUGGAGAUUAAAAUAGCUGGUAGGGGAUAGGAAUCUGCUUUAUGUAGAGUCAUUUAACUCAAGUUCUUGUUGAUUUCCUCAUUUUUCUUAUUUUAUGGCUAGAGCUGCUUUAAAGUAGUUUCCAAUCUCAACCACCAUGAGCUAUAGGCAAGAAUAAACCUUGUCUGGACCGUUAUAGGCCUGAAUUGGGGUCAACACUGAGGGGUUUUGGCAAGCCAGGGCUGAACUUGAAACUUCCUCUGGCCAUUUCUGGAGACUGCCGCGGGCGCAGGCUGCGGGGAAGUGGCCGCUGGAGAAGGAAGUUGCUCUGAGAUGAAAACAGGAGACUCUUCCAGCUCUGGAAGUUGCAGGUUCAAAGGCUGUUGAGUGCUCGAGCACCUGAUGCUGCUGCAUGGGACCGGCCGUGCCUGGAGUCACGCGUGCACGGGGCUCUGCGCCGGUGGGGAAAGCUGCACGAGCACAGUGCUGACAGCAGCAGAAAUCCCUGCGGGUGUCAGGGCCUGUCAGAGCUAUGGGGGGUCCUGAAGGAUUGGAAACAUCUGCUGGGCUGAACUGGAAAUGCAUCUCCGGGGAGGAGCUUUGAAGCUUCAUGGAAGACCUUUUCAACACAUCUUUCUCUUGGCUUUUGCUUAGAAAUUAUUUUUCUGCAAAGUUAUUCUGCAACACCUUUAGGAGCAGAGUAGAGAAGCAGGUCAGGGAAGCGAAAGCCUGGGACAAGAGGCAGGCUGGGAGAUACCUUCCGCAGAGAAGACCAGGGCUCAAAGGGCCCCAUCUCCCAACGCUGCCUCUGCAACCUCUGAGCAAAAUGUGCUCUUUGUGGGACCUCUGGAGCCAGAGCUGCAGCGAGCAGAAGCUCUGGGGUCGCUGCUGCCAGAACCCGCUGGCUGUGCCCUCGUUACCGCGGUGUGGGUGCCCGUGGGGCGCGCGUCCAAUGGAUGUGCCCCCCGGUGCUGGGCUCCGCUCUCCCCGAGCUGCGGCCGCCCCCCCCAGGGACCCAGCCUAGGGCAGACCCCGGCCCUUUCCGGACAGCGGCGCGUUUGGGUCUCUGCCUCCUCUCAGAGGCAGCUCGUACUUCUCAGCUCCUAUUUUUGUCUGUCUGUCUCCCUUUUCUAGGAGUUUUGUUUUUGCAGGCAGGGCAGGGGGAGCUGCUGUUACAGAACACCCUGUGCGAGCGUGGGGAGCCAUAAAAGGCUUAAGUAUGGGUCUGGUAAUGCAGUGUGUACACACGCAUGCACACCCCUGGCUGCCGGCACCGAGGGAAAGACCAGAUGGGGAAACACUCUUUCUUAAUUGUCCGAUAUCUCUGGGAGGGUGAAGAUUAGGGCCACUGGAUUUAUGCUGAUUUUUUUUCCUCCCCUCGCCUCCCUCCCACACAGCUCUCCCAGCCCCGGCUGCUCCCAUCGCCGCCAGCGCUGCGGGGUGUGGGGAGGGAUGGAGGGUGCGGGAGGGAGCCGGGGAGGAGCGGGAUGCUCUGCGGGCACCGAGGAUUUGGGUGUUAAAGUUGAAGAGCGCUUCUAGCAGAGCGCCACGCUCCACCGGGACUCGGCGCGGCUUCCCGGGAGCUGUGAGUACAUCCCUGCUUUCUGAGCCCUCCUGGCAGGAGGGAGGGAGUUUCUCGCUGGAGGUCAGUGGGUUACGGGGCGGGGGGAGGAUGCUUCGGGGGAGGACAGCUGUGUCCCAGUGUCACGGUAGGCUUUUAAUGAGCAACCAGAAACAAAGCUUUGAGUUUGUGUUUCCCCCCCCAAAAAAAGUGGGUUGAGGAGGAUGUUUUUUCUCUUAUUUCCCCCCACCUAGUAGUCCCCAAAUCCCAUCUUUUCAGCCACGCUCCCAGACCAGGCCCGGGCAGCUCAGGCAGCCGGCAGCGAUGGGGUGUGCGCCGAGCUGCCCCCAGCUGAGAUCUGGCCCAAGCUCUUUGCAUUCCCUCCAGAGGGAUGCAGCCUAAAUACAGAGUAACAAGAGCUUUAUAAACCUGACCAGUGAGACUGCAGGGCUUGAAAAAUAUCUUCUGUGUUUGACCCGUGCAAAAAAGAAGCCGUUUGUGCAGAGAGCAGAGGCAGCCUUCGGGGGCAAGGGGAGGAGGUGCAGGAUGCUGCUGGGAUUUGGACCGGGGGAAAGGGGGUACCCUCCAGUCUUGCAGGUGGGUUACCUUUUCUCUUGAUGAAAAUAUAACUCUCGAGACAAACUGUGACAUGAAUAAAUCUUACCUUGUUCUGCUGAUUCUUCAGCCUACCCAGGAAAAAAAGAUCGUCUGGGCUUUUUCCCUGUGCUAACGAAUGCCAAAAAAUGAAACCUCUUUUCUCCCUGUCCUGUAGCCUGCUAAAGCUCCUGGCAUCCUUCUGAUGCACGAGGGCUGCGCCGCUCGCUGUGGAAUAUUUCCUUCCGUGACCUCUCUGCCUUCCUCCUAUUAGCGACCUCAGGAAAUUGCAUUUGGCAUGAUGAGGCUAAAAAUGAUCUCAGGGGACUGGUAACAGGAGGAAAAGGUGAAGGCUGGGGAGGAGGUCAGAUCGGUCACAGCGUUCAAACUGCACCUACGUAUGUCUGCAAAGAGAGAUGCUGCUCAGGAACAGAAGGAAUGAAAUGAGCCGCAUAGUGCAGGCAGCCAAGACGGAGCUGAAAUGAAGCUGCUCGCUCCUGCCUGGCGCUGAGGAGCGGAGCUGUGAUUCCUUCUCGGUGUUUGUGUGCUAUUUCCAGCAUGUUGUUGCCCCUGUUCCUGCCUCUCCUGUGACGCCCGUCCCCAGAGCAGUGGGAAUCGUUGCAGCUCUGGCUAGGGAUGCUGGCUGCAUGUCAGGCUGUUCCCAGCUCGGCUUUGCAGCCCCGUUCUUGUGUUGGCUAGCACACAGCAGGACUGCCCCGUGCUUAUCUGGAGUGGCAUUUAGGCUUGGUCUCCGCAUGAGGCAGAUCUGGAACGGCAGGAUUAAUAGAGACGCAAUGAAAGCGUAGCCAGCCCCAUCCUGUGGGCAGGGACUGAUGCUGCCUCGUCCCACCAGUCACCAUGGAGCUAGCUAAUACCAAAGACUUCCAGUGGAAAACCCUCGCCCCGCUCCCGAGCCGCAGGGUCUACUCGACCCUGGUAGAAGCUGGCGGGCAGGUGUUUGCCAUCGGGGGCUGCGACGAUAACGGCAUCCCCAUGGACUGCUUCGAGGUCUACUCCCCCGAGGCUGACCAGUGGACCUUGCUGCCCCCCAUGCCCACGGCCCGGGCAGGGGUGGCCGUGGCCACCUUGGGCAAGCGGAUCAUGGUGAUAGGAGGGGUCGGGGUGAAUCAGAUGCCGCUGAAGAUAGUGGAGAUGUACAACAUAGACGAGGGCAAGUGGAAGAAGAGGAGCUCGCUGAGAGAGGCAGCCAUGGGCAUCUCGGUGACGGCAAAAGACUACAGAGUCUAUGCAGCUGGUGGGAUGGGAUCUGACCUGCGGCCGCACAACUACCUGCAGCACUACGACAUGCUCAAGGACAUCUGGGUGUCACUGGCGGCCAUGCCCACACCCAGGUACGCUGCCACAUCCUUCCUGCGAGGCACCAAGAUCUACGUGCUGGGUGGAAGGCAGUCCAAGUACGCUGUCAACGCCUUCGAAGUCUUUGACACAGAGACCAGGUCGUGGACCAAGUUUCCCAACAUCCCCAACAAAAGGGCCUUCUCCAGCUUUGUGCCCACAGAAGACAAACUCUUCAGUCUCGGGGGCCUGCGGCAGGGACGGCUCUACCGGCAGCCCAAGUUCAUGAGGACCGUGGACAUGUUUGACAUGGAACAAGGUGGCUGGAUGAAGAUGGAGCGCUCCUUCUACCUGAAGAAAAGGCGAGCAGACUUCGUGGCUGGCUACCUGAAAGGCAGAGUUGUCGUGGCUGGGGGACUAGGAAACCAACCGACUGUCCUGGAGUCCGCGGAGGCCUUCCACCCUGAGAAGAACAAGUGGGAGAGCCUGCCCCCCAUGCCCACCCCACGCUGUGCCUGCUCCAGCAUCGUGGUCCGGAACUGCCUGCUGGCCGUCGGCGGGGUGAGCCAGGGCCUGAGCAGUGCCGUGGAGGCCCUGUGCCUCUCCGAUUCCUAGCUGGCUCCUGCCCGGCGGAGGACCCUGCCCCUCGCUGCCUCCAGCAGCAGUGGUGGUGGUGCUGGGCGGCUCCCGGCAGCGCCAAGGCUGGGCGAGCACCACUCUGGCUGCCCUGGGAGCCUGGCAGGUCGGCUCUGCCUGCCGGCAGCUAAACCCAGCCUUGCUCUGGAGAUGUGGCCGGCAGGAGCCUGCACCCAGGGCUGCUGUUCCUCUCCCUCCCGGGCACUGGCCCCACGGAGGGAAGGAGUGCUUUGGCCAGGGGUCCCCUCCAGCUGUCUUCAGAGCUCUACAGGGAACCCCAGAUGAAGGAACUUCUCGCAGCACUGCUGUGCCGUGUCUCCUGCCAGCAGGAAGGACUCUGGAGAUCAGGACAUGGGCAAGCAUCUCCCUGCUGCCAUCCUGAGCACAGGUGAUGGGUUUGGAGGUGUUAGGAGUACCCAGACAGGUCAGUGGGAACUGAUGGUUUGUUGCCCUCUUCAAGCACCCUGGAAUCUAUGCGUGCUUCCCUGCACAGAUCCCCUUGGCUUGUAAUAAGGGAAACUCCUAACCUGCAGCCAGAUCCAGGGGAUCAUUCUUUUGUCUUCAUAGCAAGGCUUUUCCUGCGAACCUGUAGCAUUUGACUGUCACUUUGCCAGGUGCUGGAACGAGGGGCUGCCAAUGCUUCUGGGAGGGAUGAGUGAAUGCCCAAGGGACUGUUUUGGCUAGAGGGAAGACCUCAAUUUUGGCACAGGACUAGCACAGAUACUGCCUUUGCUGGGUUUUGUGCAGAGAUGGCCUCAACUUACAACGUUCCAACCUGGUUUUUAGCUCCUUUAAUGAUUUAUGAUCUUCCGUUCAGCCCUGGGAGAAAGGAGCAAAACCGAUUCCUGCCUCUGGUUCUGGAGCACUCUCACCCCCGGGGCCAGGCAGUGGCUUUGGCGAUGGCUGCGUUGGCAGCAAAGCCAGAAGACGCCAGCCAUCGCGGCCUUUUUGGUUUCGCUCUUCCCGGGCGGUUUGUGGGACGGCUCUCCGAACAGUUGGGUUCCAAUUCUAGCCUGUAGCAGUUGCACCAUUAAAAGCUGUCUUCAGAAAAGCCCUCGGAGAAGCCCGGUCUGUGCUACGGGCUGCGUCAGGGCUGUGAUCGUAUGAAAAGGUGGGACCCAGGCUGAAAAGGGGGAGAGGGGGGCAGGUCGGUG